CGUUGCAAACUUUAAAGGGGACAGACUGGAAAAGCGAAGGAAGAAAGAUAUCAAAUAUUCUACAAAGAAGGUAGACACAAUAUGGGCCGCCGCCGAAAGGAAUCAUCAAGAAAAGAGGAGGAAAACUACAGUGAGUUUCGAGAAAAAGAUGUAAAGCCCAUUCAAAGGAACGCUGCUAAUGCAAGAGAACGCGCAAGAAUGAGAGUACUUAGUCGAGCGUUUUCCAAGUUAAAAACCACCCUACCUUGGGUGCCACCAGAUACAAAACUGUCUAAACUAGACACUCUCAGACUUGCUGCUAGUUAUAUUGCCCACUUGAGCAAAAUUUUAGAGGAGGAUGACAUACCGGAGAGUCCAGUAAAGGACGGAGCAAUACACCCAAUAAAUCUGACAUGGCCUUUCAGCUUUAACAGUCGGUUGGCAAGCAGCAUGGACGCCAGGUCGGUCCACGCUGUGAGGUUCUCCACGCGGGGGUGCCAGGCUGGUGACCUGGAGGGUACAUGUGCGGAGUACGUGGGGAAGAAAACGUGUCGUGUUUGACAUUGAUGAGCCGCCGUUAGUACAUGAAAUUAUGCACUGCUACUCCUGCAGACUGUCUGGUGUUCAUCAUUUUCAUAACACGAUCCAUGUUACAAAGCCAGCUUCACGAUUGUUGAAUAGAAACUCACUGGGCUGGAAAAUGAAGGUAAACUAUUUCCUUGUUGUUCGGACACAAGCGAAUCCCUUCAUAUCAGAACGCUAUGCCGCAGUCUAAUUUGCCAGUAUAAGUAAAGCUGUGGUAAGAUGGAUACCAGAACCCAAAUGACCUGAAUAGAAAUCAACCCCUCUGCUAUGUGGAUGGGCUAGAACGCUUGCAACACGUGGGCUGAAGAGUUUUGCUGUCAUUAGUACAGGGGUAAACCGAGAUCUGCCUUGAAUUCACGCGUCAAACCCGAACGGGUGAUUACAAGACAUAUCUACUUGUUUAGGAACACACUUAGUCGAUUUUAUAGGAACUGCACCGUUUCAGGGUUUUAAUAGAGACUGCCAACAGUAGGAAUUAUUUAAUGUUAGCUGGGAUAUAACUUAUUUAUGAGAGAAAUGAAGUUAUUUAUGUUUUAACGGAGUCCAUUGAAAUCAAUUAUAUCUUUUAGUCCGUAAGUUUUCUUAAGAUAUAUAAUAAGCAAUCAUACCAAAUUUCACGCUUUAUCAAACCAGUUGAAAUUUAAGGAAACGCAGCCGUUUGAAGUAUCGGUGAAUUACUGCUGUAAGAAUAUAGCUAGCUGAAUUGAUAUUUUAUGACAUUUUUUGCGUCAAUUGAAUGAAAACUUCUGCCAAUCUUGUUUUGUCUCUGGUAGUGCCUGGAUUCUGGUCUGGAUGUUGAAUAGCUCUUCAAUUUGUGGAUUGUGUCAGCGGUGACGGCUGAUUUUGUUGAA
Molecule: messenger RNA, 1415 nt
Organism: Lingula anatina
Lineage: Eukaryota; Metazoa; Brachiopoda; Lingulata; Lingulida; Lingulidae
Product: transcription factor 21
Biological process (GO): regulation of transcription by RNA polymerase II; developmental process
Molecular function (GO): DNA-binding transcription factor activity, RNA polymerase II-specific; RNA polymerase II transcription regulatory region sequence-specific DNA binding; protein dimerization activity
Source: RefSeq, a predicted model, not a curated record